This is a messenger RNA of Ogataea philodendri, 2607 nucleotides long. RefSeq lists its product as uncharacterized. The transcript has a single exon. Gene Ontology annotation, cellular component: vacuolar proton-transporting V-type ATPase complex; vacuolar proton-transporting V-type ATPase, V0 domain; fungal-type vacuole membrane. Gene Ontology annotation, molecular function: ATPase binding; proton-transporting ATPase activity, rotational mechanism. NCBI's taxonomy places the organism in Eukaryota, Fungi, Ascomycota, Pichiomycetes, Pichiales, Pichiaceae. Gene Ontology annotation, biological process: vacuolar acidification; proton transmembrane transport. The coding region runs from base 1 to 2607 and encodes 868 amino acids. The record is from RefSeq and is a predicted model, not a curated record.
AUGAGUUCCGACUCCAAAGAGGCCAUUUUCCGGUCCGCAGAUAUGCUGCUGGUUCAGUUCUACAUAGCAUCCGAGAUUUCUCGAGAUUGUGUGUCUGUUUUAGGGCAGCUCGGAAACGUUCAAUUUCGCGACAUGAAUCAGAACGUGAACGCCUUCCAACGCUCGUUUGUGAAAGAGAUCCGUCGUUUAGGCAACACACAGCGCCAAUUGCGGUAUCUAGACAGUGUCAUUCGCAAACAGCAAGUUCGCGUCCCGGUCGUUUCGUGGGACCAUCUUGUGGUGCCUUCAGGUACACAGGGGCCGGAUAUAACCCGAGGACCUAGCAAGUCCCAGAUCGAUGAUCUGGUCAGCGUGGUUGAGCAAUACGAACAGAACAUCCGUCACAUGGACGAGAAUUACGAGCAAUUGGUCAAUAAUGCAGCCUCUUUACUCGAACACCGUGUUGUUCUUCAAGGAACAAGAAGAUUUUUCGAAAGUCGGCUCAGUUUGGAAUUGGCCGAUGAUACAUCUCCGUUGAGCCAACUACGCGAAACCCAAGACGAGGGAGAUCAUCUUUUGGCCGAGGACCGUUUGUUGGAAAAUGGACGGCUCAACCAAACUGCAGAGCUGAACAUUAUGGGCUCCACAAUGAACUUUAUCAGUGGAACCAUUGAGAGCGACAAGUUUCUAACUUUGCAACGGAUAUUAUGGCGUGUCUUGCGUGGUAACCUUUACAUCAAUCACGUUCCAAUAGAAGAGCCUAUUUUGGAUCCAAAAACAAACCAGCAUAAAGAUAAAUACAUUUUCCUGAUCUUCACCCAUGGAGAAACGCUCAUCUCAAGGUGCAAGAAGAUUGUCGAGUCGCUGGAUGGUACGUUGUACUCGGUGGAUAGCGACUAUGAGGUGUUCAAGUCCCAGCUUGACGAGAUUAACACAAAAAUCAGAGACUUGAAUGAGGUCACAGAGCAUACACAGGACCGGCUUUUAUUAGAGCUGAAAGAGGUGGCUGCCGAUAUUGAGCGUUGGAAGAUCGAGAUCGCUAAAGAGAAGGGGAUUUACUCUGUUUUGAAUCUGUUCAAUUACGACCAGACCAGAAGAUGCUUGAUUGCAGAAGGAUGGAUCCCCACCAACGACCUCGGAAUUAUCAAGUCCUCUCUCCGCGAGGUCACCGAAACCUCAGGCACAGAUAUCAACUCGGUGGUGAAUGUGAUCAACACUAAUAAGACUCCGCCAACGUUCCACCGUACAAAUAAGUUCACCGAGGCAUUCCAGAGCAUUAUCGACGCAUAUGGAAUAGCAACUUAUCAGGAAGUGAACCCUGGUCUUGCAGCAGUUGUGACUUUCCCAUUCAUGUUUGCUAUCAUGUUUGGAGAUGUGGGUCACGGUAUUGUGCUGUUUUUGGCCGCACUUGCUCUCGUUUUGAAUGAAAAGAAGAUCGGAGCAAUUAAAAAUAGAGACGAGAUAUUCGAUAUGGCAUACACUGGAAGAUACAUCUUGAUAUUGAUGGGAGCUUUCUCGAUUUACACUGGAUUCCUUUAUAAUGAUUUAUUCUCCAAGUCCAUGACAUUCUUCAAAUCUGGAUGGAAAUGGCCAGAAACCUGGAAAGAAGGUGACACCAUCACAGGAACACAAAGCGGCGUGUACCCAAUUGGACUCGAUCCAGCAUGGCACGGAACCGAAAACAACCUUCUGUUCACCAAUUCAUACAAGAUGAAGCUGUCGAUUCUGAUGGGAUUUGCUCACAUGUCGUACUCGUUCUACUUUUCGCUUGUCAAUUACAGGUUUUUCAAUUCUCGCGUUGAUGUCAUUGGAAACUUCCUUCCAGGAUUGUUUUUCAUGCAGAGUAUCUUUGGAUAUCUCUCUUUGACCAUCAUCUACAAAUGGUGUAUUGACUGGAUCAAGAUCGAGAAGCCUGCACCUAGUUUACUGAACAUGUUGAUCAACAUGUUUUUGUCUCCUGGAAGCAUCGAGGAACAGCUGUAUCCAGGACAGGGCUUUGUGCAGGUUGUUUUGGUGUUGAUUGCACUGGUCUGUGUUCCUUGGCUGCUUCUAUACAAACCUCUGACGUUGAAAAAGAUGAAUACCCAGUCUGUCGAACUAGGAUACACAGAUCUGCACGAACACAACCAGGCUGUGCAGCUGGGCCAGACCGACGAGCAAGAAUCCAUAGUGUCACCGGAGGAAUCGCUGAGCGAGGACUUUUUCCUGAUCAACGAGGCAGACGAGGCGCCAGAGAAGUUUGAGUUUGGAGACGUGAUGAUCCACCAGGUGAUCCACACCAUCGAGUUCUGCUUGAACUGCGUUUCUCACACUGCUUCGUAUCUGCGUCUGUGGGCCCUUUCUCUGGCCCAUAACCAGCUUUCUGCCGUGCUUUGGGACAUGACGAUUGCCAACUCGUUUGUUUCGUACAAGGACAAGGGGUUUGCUGGGUGUGUGAUUGUGUUUUUCCUGUUUGGCAUGUGGUUUGUGCUGACUGUCUGUAUCUUGGUGGUUAUGGAAGGUACUUCUGCCAUGCUGCACUCGCUGAGAUUACAUUGGGUCGAGGCCAUGUCCAAGUUCUUCGAGGGUGAAGGUUAUGCAUACACGCCGUUCUCGUUCUACAAGAUUCUGAACGAGCUAGAAGAGUGA